Molecule: messenger RNA, 3531 nt
Organism: Sinocyclocheilus grahami
Lineage: Eukaryota; Metazoa; Chordata; Actinopteri; Cypriniformes; Cyprinidae
Product: cAMP-specific 3',5'-cyclic phosphodiesterase 4D-like
Exons: 19
Coding region: 229-2775 (848 amino acids)
Biological process (GO): signal transduction
Molecular function (GO): 3',5'-cyclic-nucleotide phosphodiesterase activity
Source: RefSeq, a predicted model, not a curated record
UCAGUGUCAUCAUUGUAAACCAGCAUGUAACCACGCAUUGGGCUGAUAACUAUAUCCAAGACAAGGAUUCGUUCAUGAUCUCUUUCUCGGAGUAACAAGCCAAUGCGUGUAGAUGUUCAGCAGUCUUUUGUAGACAAAAACAAGUGUUUCUUCUAGUUCUUUGGGCAUCGGUGAAGGCACACAGCACUUUGACUGUGUGAGGAAUUACAUGCUGGAGCAUCUCGCAGGAUGAAAAAGAUCGAUUGCACAGCGGCAGACUCUCCAGGGACUGUGUGUGAUGGGUCCACAGAGCACCUAGAAGCAGAGGAAGGAGCCGCUCCAGGCUUGGAGCUCUUCCAAGUGCGCAGACGUUCCAGUCGGAACCUGCAACUGCCCCCGUUGGUCUUCCGGCAAGCUGAGCAACAUGACUGGAACAGCAAAGAGACUGAGCCGAUCGCCCGUCCCACCACCCUGGCACUGCGCACCCUCCCACUCAUCGCCAUCACAUCUGCUGACGCCGGCAGCUUUGACGUGGACAAUGGCACGUCGUCAGGACGGAGUCCCCUGGAUCCCAUGACGAGUCCGGGUUCGGGCCUGAUCCUUCAGGCCAACUUUGUGCACAGCCAGCGGAGGGAAUCCUUCCUCUACCGCUCUGACAGCGACUAUGACCUGUCGCCGAAGUCGAUGUCCCGAAACUCCUCCAUCGCCAGUGACAUUCAUGGAGAUGACCUCAUCGUUACACCGUUUGCACAGGUGCUGGCUAGUUUGAGGACGGUACGGAAUAACUUUGCAGCGUUAACCAACCUCCAGCAAGAUCGUGCAUCUAACAAGCGAUCCCCCAUGUGUAAUCAGCCUCCUCUCACAAAGGCCUCCUUCACAGAUACACCACACAGGAGCCGGUCUCCUGCUCUCAUGAGUCAUCGGAGCACACUGCCGCUCUGCCGUAUGAUUUUACCAGUAAUGAGCCGUGAUUGGCUGUGUGGAGGGGCACGAGCAGCACCGAUUAUAGGAGCAGUCCCAUAUUUGGAAGGUGUUGAGCAGCCCAGCAUCUUUCUCACGGCUCAGAAGAGCACAGCCAAGCCAUCCCACAGAAGCAUUUGCGUGGCAUUGUCUGAAGGAUUUAGGAGUGGUUCUUUUAGGAGUGGUUCGUUUCUUGCUUUUGCGUGUUUUGGAGCUUUAACAAAGAUGCCUGAAGCAAAUUAUGUACGCUCGGUCUCAUGGGGAUAUAUAAAGUUCAAGCGGAUGUUGAACAGGGAGUUAACGCACCUGUCUGAGAUGAGCAGAUCUGGUAACCAGGUCUCCGAGUACAUCUCCAGCACAUUUUUAGACAAACAGCACGAUGUGGAAAUGCCCUCCCCGCAGACGCAGAAGGAGAAGGAGAAGAAGAAAAAGCCCAUGUGUCAGAUCAGUGGGGUGAAAAAACUCAUGCACAGCACCAGCCUCACCAAUUCCAACAUCCCUCGCUUCGGGGUCAAGACGGAAACGGAAGACUCCUUAGCCAAGGAACUGGAGGACAUAAACAAAUGGGGCCUUAAUGUUUUUAAAGUCACAGAGUUUUCAGGCAACAGGCCUUUAACGGUGAUGAUGUACACUAUAUUUCAGGAAAGGGAUUUACUCAAAACAUUUAAAAUUCCCUUGGACACUUUCAUAACGUACCUGAUGACCUUAGAAGACCAUUAUCAUGCUGAUGUUGCGUAUCACAAUAACAUUCAUGCUGCUGACGUCACCCAGUCCACACACGUGCUGCUCUCCAUGCCUGCUCUGGAGGCGGUUUUCACAGAUCUUGAAAUUCUCGCUGCCAUUUUCGCCAGUGCUAUUCACGACGUAGACCACCCGGGUGUCUCCAACCAGUUCCUUAUUAACACUAACUCGGAGUUAGCCCUCAUGUACAAUGACUCGUCGGUGCUGGAAAACCAUCAUCUGGCAGUGGGCUUCAAACUCCUGCAGGAGGAGAACUGUGACAUCUUCCAGAACCUGACCAAAAAACAGAGACAAUCGCUGCGCAAGAUGGUCAUCGACAUCGUUUUGGCGACUGAUAUGUCCAAACACAUGAACCUGCUGGCCGAUCUGAAGACCAUGGUCGAGACCAAGAAGGUCACCAGUUCUGGAGUCUUGCUCUUAGAUAACUACUCAGACAGGAUUCAAGUGCUUCAGAACAUGGUUCACUGUGCGGAUCUCAGUAACCCCACCAAACCCCUGCAGCUGUACAGACAGUGGACGGACCGCAUCAUGGAGGAGUUCUUCAUUCAGGGCGACCGAGAGAGAGAGCGAGGGAUGGAGAUCAGCCCCAUGUGUGACAAACACAACGCCUCUGUAGAGAAGUCUCAGGUGGGCUUCAUUGACUACAUCAUGCACCCGCUGUGGGAGACGUGGGCCGACCUCGUACACCCAGAUGCCCAGGACAUCCUGGACACGUUAGAGGACAACAGAGAGUGGUACCAGAGCACCAUCCCACAGAGCCCGUCGCCCGCUCCCGACCAGCCCGAGGAGGGCAGCCGCUCCGCCGGAGCAGACAAGUUCCAGUUUGAACUGACGCUGGAGGAGGACGGAGAAUCAGACACGGAGAAAGACAGCGGCAGCCAGGCGGAGGAGGAGGAGGAUGAAGAAGAGGAGGAGGACAACAGCUGUAGUGAUUCUAAAACUCUCAUCACACAGGACUCGGAAUGCACAGAGAUUCCAGAGGCGGAGGAGGGAAUUUCAGAGGAGGUUUCCACGGAACCUAGCAUGGUGGAGGAGGAGGAGGAAGAAGAGGAGGACGAUGAAGAAGACGAGGAGGAGCAGCCGGCAGACACGUAGCAGCGCGUCUGGACGGCCUGAACUCGCUGCCAUGAUGGCAAAAAAUGCAAAUAUUUAAUAACAGACAAUGAAAUUGAGUUCCAAAGCGCACGUUGCACUCCGAGACCUCGGCCACUCCUCUCUCGCUCUCUUUUCCAUCUCUCUACGAGCUGCCUGGAGACGAGAGGACACUAAGACUUCGGUAGGUUGUCGUUUUAUUUGCACUCAGGAAUAAUAUUUAGUCCUCUGUUUUUUCAAUCUUGCUUUUGUUUGCCUUCGCCCUCCUCCUCCUCCUCCUCCUCUGUGAUUCUCUGUGGACGACAGUGAGGAAAUUCCCCGCACACAGCAAUGGGAGGAGAGACGUCAGCGGGAUCGACGCAGGAACGUGUCUCCUUGGAUUUCAAAGAGAUCGUAUUUUCUACGUUUUAAGUCUUCCUAAAUGUCACAAAAGACAAAAAAACAAACAUGGCCUCUUCAAUGAUUUUGUACGGUAUACAUACAGAUUUUUACAUAGUUACUUUUUAAAUAACAAAACAGCAGCUGUUGUGUUUUUGAGGAAACUUUGCGCGAAGGGUAACUUGCAAGUACGCGACGUGGGUCGUGUGUUCGCCACCAUAUACACAUCAGAAGCUGUAUUUACGUUGUUUUUUUACUUCGUCAAACACUUUACCUCUAAUGAGUCUCUUAAUACACCUACAGAUGCUUGAUGUGUGUUCAACUCAUUUCUGGGGGGUUUUCUGUCUUGUUUCGGAGCAGUUAUUUCAGCAACACUGCACU